AUGCCCAUCGCUCCCCACCGGUGUGAAGCGUUGGGAGAUAGAGAUUCUCGGCCCUUCGCCUACGCCAUAGCCAGGAGACGUUACCUGAUGACCGAUAAUCACGCCGCAGAACGCGAGUAUGUUCUGCGCAGCGCCCGCGACUUCGAUGUCAAAUUCAUACGCCUGUGGUUUACCGAUAUAUUGGGACAUCUGAAAGGAUUUGCCAUAACGGUUGACGAUCUGGAAGAUGCCCUUGAACUGGGGGUUGGCUUCGAUGGAGCGGCAAUCGAAGGCUACUCGCGGGAAGAGGAAAGCGACAUGCGGGCGUUCCCCGACCCGACGACGUUUUCCCUGUUGCCGUGGCGACCCCGACGCAACGCGGUGGCGCGUAUGUUUUGCGACAUCCGCACGCCGCGGGGCGAACCGUUCACCGGCGACCCCCGGCAGGUUUUGAAGCGGAACCUGGAAAGGCUGGCGACCAUGGGCUACAUAUAUUACGUUGGCCCCUGA
This is a messenger RNA of Geodia barretti, 489 nucleotides long. The record is from the annotation of a GenBank genome assembly. NCBI's taxonomy places the organism in Eukaryota, Metazoa, Porifera, Demospongiae, Tetractinellida, Geodiidae.